Molecule: messenger RNA, 882 nt
Organism: Aureobasidium subglaciale EXF-2481
Lineage: Eukaryota; Fungi; Ascomycota; Dothideomycetes; Dothideales; Saccotheciaceae
Exons: 1
Coding region: 1-882 (293 amino acids)
Biological process (GO): nuclear DNA replication; mitotic DNA replication checkpoint signaling; mitotic DNA damage checkpoint signaling
Cellular component (GO): nucleus; spliceosomal complex
Molecular function (GO): zinc ion binding; nucleic acid binding
Source: RefSeq, a predicted model, not a curated record
AUGGCAGACGUGCGCUCCCUCCUGCGUAACGAGCGCGUAUCACGUAGAAUCAACCAUCCACACGCAAAUUACUCGGACUCUGGCAAACUACUAUGCGCUGUGUGCAAUCUUCACAUCAAGACCGAAUCGCUAUGGGAGAAGCACAUAAGCUCGCCACAGCAUACCGCCCGAUUGGAACAUCUACGCGCAAAUUCUCCUCCAGCACCGACACAGACGAAGAAGCGCAAGGCAGGUGAAAGCGGUGACGAGGGGAGAAAAAGGGUCAAGGCUGUGCCUGGUGGCUUCGUGCCAGAAGGCUUCUUUGACGCCUCCGAGGAAGGCGCAGACGAAGUUGAGGAAGGCGUUGAAGACGUGGACACGGCACCUGGCCCAUCGACGCCAGCCGUCACAAUUGCAGACUCACAACCGGUCGUUCCUGCUCCACCCCUUGCGCCAGAUGUGAACGAGGAUGAAUGGGCUGCUUUUGAGCGUGAGAUGGCAGCUGAACAACACACUGCGCUUCCGAUCAUCAGCGCAUCUGCCACCAUUUCUGCGGCCCCUGUCACAGCCGAGGAGUCAGCAGCCCAGGCUCGUGAGGAACAAAACGCCAAGAGAACCGCAAGAGAGAUUGAGAUGGAGGCCGACAAUGAGGAUGCUGCAUUAGCACUCCAACAGGAGUUUGACGACAUGGAAGAAUUGGAUGAAAGAGUCAGACGCUUGCGUGAGAAGAGGGAAGCACUGCGACUUGCCAAGCAACAAGACACAUUACCGGACGCUCCUGCUCCCAUACAAGAGCCUCCGCAGCAAGACACGAAAGUCACGAGAGAUGACAAAGAAGAGGAGGACGAUGAUGAUGACGACGACGAAGAUGAAUUUGAUGACUGGACUUUUGGUGCGCGGUAG